This is a messenger RNA of Lathyrus sativus (Indian pea), 600 nucleotides long. The record is from the annotation of a GenBank genome assembly. Lineage: Eukaryota; Viridiplantae; Streptophyta; Magnoliopsida; Fabales; Fabaceae.
AUGGGUGAUACCAAUAAUAACAACACCAAUGUUAAUCUUCCUCCAGGCUUUCGAUUUUAUCCUACUGAUGAAGAACUUGUCGUCCAUUUUCUUCAUAGAAAGGCUUCUCUUUUACCCUGUCAUCCUGAUGUUAUCCCUGAUCUUGACCUCUAUCCAUUUGAUCCAUGGCAACUUCAAGGUAGAGCUUUGGAAGAGGGAAAUCAAUGGUAUUAUUACAGUAGAAGGACGCAAACUAGAAUUAGUAACAAUGGGUAUUGGAUGCCAAUGGGAAUGGAUGAACAAGUUGUAACAAGUUCAAGCAAUAAGAGAGUUGGUAUGAAGAAAUAUUAUGUUUUCCAUAUUGGUCAAGCACCUCAUGGGAACAAAACUAAUUGGAUAAUGCAAGAGUAUCGUCUUUCUGAUUCUUCUUCUUCGUCUUCUUCUAGAUCAUCAUCCAAAAGAAAAUCACAUCAAAAAUCGGAACAUAGUAGGUGGGUGAUAUGUCGAGUUUACGAGCGCGAUGAAGAUGACGAUGAAGACGGAGAUGGAACGGAGUUAUCUUGUUUGGAUGAAGUUUUUUUGUCAUUGGAUGAUCUUGAUGAAGUAAGCUUGCCAAAUUAG